This is a messenger RNA of Haliotis rubra (blacklip abalone), 1195 nucleotides long. Its product is annotated as snaclec echicetin subunit beta-like. Lineage: Eukaryota; Metazoa; Mollusca; Gastropoda; Lepetellida; Haliotidae. The record is from RefSeq and is a predicted model, not a curated record. The coding region runs from base 99 to 707 and encodes 202 amino acids. The transcript is spliced from 3 exons.
CAUCAGUCCGAUGUCAUGUUGUAUGAUAUGGAGAAACACAUUUGUUUAUAUUUUUAGAUAUUUAGUUAGUUACUUCACUGACUUACAAGUACUCAUCAAUGAUGUUUACAGGUUUACAGAUCGUGCUUGCACUACAGGGUUAUUUUAAGUCCUCUCUACCACAAGGUUUAGUGGUUAAAUCGCGAAAUGAAUGCAUCACCAAGUGCUACAUCAACGCCACUUGUUCCUCUGCAUUUUACCAGACCUCCUCCAAGACGUGCUACCUGUCAGACGCAGUUUACACCAAGGAUGAUCUCCAGGUUUCAGCAGACAUGCAGUAUCUGGUGUGGAAACGAGAUGGCUGUGGUAAUGGGUACAGCUGGAAUCGGACACUCGAUCUGUGCUAUAAGGUCCACACAGACUCGCACAAAUCAUGGACGGAUGCAGAAAACGCAUGUAUUCAAGAUGGCGGACAUCUUCUUAAAGUUGACAACCCCGAAACAAAUCUACUGAUGAACCACUUUGCUUUGAAAAAGAAUGCGCAUCUCUGGAUUGGCGGCACUGAUAUACAAGAAGAGGGAAGGUGGUUGUGGGCAGACAACUCUUCAAUUCAAAGGUUUUGGUGGGAUACCAAUCAAUCGCAAUACGAAGUGAUGCAAGGCUGCCUCCUUAUAUACAACGACGCUAGUCAUCCAUUGAACAAAUGGCGACUGUACCUGGGCUAUUAGUUAUGUGUGUCAGCUGCCAGUGGAGCCAACUCGAUGCUGACUGUUUAUACACAGAGGGACUCGGUUUAAGACUCUGUGCCUGGUGUACAAGUCACACCAUGGUCAAGCUCCAGCAUACCUGCCCAGUCUGCUCCAACGCUACAAACCAGCAAGAUCGCUUCGGUCACAAGCCAAGUGUCGUCUUACAGUUCCAAAUUUCAAGUUAGCAACAUUUGGUGGAAAAUAAGCAAAAUUGUGGAAUGAACUGCCCUCUAAAUAAGGUCAUGCCCCAUCGUUUAAUUUAUUCAGAACUCAGCUCUAGAUCCAUCUUUUCAGACUUGUGAUAUUUAAUUUGUAUACUCUGCACUUGGUGUAUGGUAUUUAGCGCUAUAUAGAGGUAAACAUCGUUAUUAUUAUGUUGUACAGAUUAAAUAUAGUAUGCAGUAUUAUUAGAAGACGUAUGGUGUGUUUUUAUUUAUUAUUGAAAAUUGAAAGAAAUCUAUGUGUAU